AUGUCACGGUCGCACCUUCUGCUGUGCCAGGAUUUAAGGCUGGCGUUGCAGAAGAUAACCUCAUCGCCACCAAUUCUGAUGCUCCGUGGUGACCAAUGGGGUCACUACAGACAAUAUCGACAGUCAAAACCUCCUCCGACGCUUGAACCUAUCCAGCAGAACCUCGCGAAAACCCAACCCCUUAAGCCGCAUAUCUAUCGAACAGGUGAGUGGGCCGCGCUUGAAGAAGACGUAGGGGGAAGACUAGAGCGUGGUAAGACUCUUAAAGUCGUCUCUUGGAACAUUUACAUGCACCGUUUCUGGGCAGAGGAACGAAUAUCCGCAGCGUUAAAAUAUCUGAGAAAAGUUUUCGGAGAUAAACCCGAUUCAACCGUGAUCAUGCUUCAGGAGGUCCGCAGAGAAUCUCUUCGGACCAUCUUGGAAGAUGCGUGGGUUCAACAGAUCUUCAUGUUGUCGAACAUCAAUCCUCCUCAAGAUCUUUACUUCGAUAUUCCUGACGAAUCUUUCAUCCUGAAGCUCGUGGAAUGGAAGUCAGCACCAUAUUUCACCCUGAUGCUGAUCUCAAGGGACCUUGGUGUUCUAAACUGUUUUCGUGUCCCAUUUGUUACGAACAUGGGAAGAGACGCUUUGGUAAUUGACAUUCCCAUAGCGAACAAGGACAUGUCUUCUUCGGCAAGGGAGUCUCUUCGUCUCUGUACGACGCAUCUGGAAUCUCUCCCGGAUGACAGGGGCUACCGUCCCAGCCAAUUGGCUUUAAUCUCAACUCUCCUGAAAGGAGUACCACCGAUGAAAUACAAGAUCGCGGCAGGACUUGUUGGUGGUGAUAUGAACUCAAUCGAAAAGUCAGAACACGAGUUCCACAAGCGGGAUGAUAUUAACUUGAAGGACGUCUGGGAGGACGUUCCGGCGCCACCGGUCCCCCAGUUGAAGCCUUUCCAGAAGGACCUCACUUAUGGCAGAGCGAAAGGAAACACCUACUGUUAUCAGUCAUCGGGCAGGAAUCGCUGGAUGAAGCGCUUGGACAAAUUUUUCUACACCGGCUCACUAGAAACCAGCCCUCUCAGUGAGAUUCAAGACGUUGCUGGCAAAUUAGGUCGGCUUGGUAUAGGUCUGAAAACGGAAGUGGAUGCUUGGGAGUGGACAGCCUCACCAUGGACCCUUAAAAGAAACAAGGUGUUGAAUAAGCCAAUCAAGGAGUAUUGGCCCUUACAUGCCUUCUCGGGCCAACACCUACAGCGGAAAGACCUUGUUCAUGUUAAACAUGAAUGUUGGGUUAGCGAUCAUUUCGGCAUCGCUGUUGGUGUCAAAGUGGUUUAA
Rhinocladiella mackenziei CBS 650.93 is the source of this 1317-nucleotide messenger RNA. RefSeq lists its product as uncharacterized. Gene Ontology annotation, cellular component: PML body; cytoplasm. The transcript has a single exon. Gene Ontology annotation, biological process: double-strand break repair. Lineage: Eukaryota; Fungi; Ascomycota; Eurotiomycetes; Chaetothyriales; Herpotrichiellaceae. The coding region runs from base 1 to 1317 and encodes 438 amino acids. Gene Ontology annotation, molecular function: 5'-tyrosyl-DNA phosphodiesterase activity; single-stranded DNA binding. The record is from RefSeq and is a predicted model, not a curated record.